AAUUUUAUGGGUUUCCUAGCAUAACUUAGCAAAAUAUGACUAAAGGAGUAUUAAAGUGGCACAAUAAAAUUUUAUCAAAAGGAUACUAAAAGCCAUGCCCCCUAAAGAUUUAUUGUCAGGGUGGUGCAAUCUGCGAACCAAAAAAAAAGAGUAGCAAUUGCUACCAAAUUCGAUUUCUACUGAUUUCGUUAUUUUCUGUAAAACGCUGUUUCGAGGGAAAAAUUAUGAAUCAGAAUGGUUUAACUGGAGGGCGUGGCCGACGACGUCAUUGAGAUCCGGAUGACCGAAAGAUGAGGGAAGUCAAAAUGGCGGAACUCAAAAUCGAAGCUCCUUUAGCAAAGACGGAAGAAUGGACGGAUUAUUGUGAAUAUGAAAAUACCGACGAUUAUGAAAACUUCAACAAAGAUACAUACAAAAGCCCUAAUGCAAACGAUGGAUUCGUGGAUAAUUUCAGUGAUACGUUCUCCACGUCACUCGAGGAUCUGGUAAAUACUUUCGAUGAUAAAAUUACUAAAUGCUUCUGUAAUUACGAUGAAAAAGUCGAGAAAUUUGCACCCGUUCAAGUCCGAAGUCAAGAAGAGAUCAUGAAUGAAUGCCAAAUGUGGUGGACUCUAACUGGAAAUUUUGGAAAUAUUCUUCCAAUUGAUUGGUCAAAAUCAUGUGCCAGAUUACAUAUGCCUUCAUUGAAUUUAAAUCAAAAAAGGGAUUGUGAUGGUGGUAGAUUUGAUGAUGAGCUGGAUAAAGAAGACGUGCAUUCUCUAAUUAUUUCAGGACUUCAACAAGAACCUGUUCUAACUGCUGAACAAGUAUUAGAAGAGAUUGAUGAAAUGAUGCAGCAAGAAUCACCUUCAGGAGGUUUGACUUGUCUUUCUCCUGAGAAAUCUCCAGAAGAAAAUAAAAUUAGAAGUACCAUUAUAACUGGAUUAUGCAAAGAAAAAUUGAAUGCACUCAAUCUGCAAGAAUUAAAUGAAAUUUUGACUGAUUUGGAGCAGAUGAUUCAAGAACAUUCUGAAAUAUUAAUACAACAACUUGCUUUACGUGAUGAAUUAGAAUUUGAAAAAGAACUUAAAAACACUUUCAUAUCUCUUCUACUUAGUAUUCAAAAUAGGCGACGCCAGUAUAAUAUUGAUAAAAAACGAGGACGUCAAGUUUGUAGUGGUGAACCAAAGUAUUUAAAUACAGUCAUUCCAUAUGAUGCUGAACAAGGAUUGCCUGAUAAUGGAACUCUUCAGAUUCUUAUUAAAAUUUUGCAAGCUAUCAGUGAUGAUAGUCCUACUGUUCCCACAUUGCUAACAGAUUAUAUUUUGAAAGUGUUGUGUCCUACCUAAGAAGUCAUCUGCAUCAAAUUAAGAACUAUCAGAUAAAACUUUGAUUCAUUGCAAUAGCACAGUUUAGUUAAGCAUAAAACUUGAUAUUAUUUAUUAAAUCUAUAUUUAAUAUAGUAACAUAAGUUAUUUUAUGAAAAAUAUUGGCAAAUGCCAAGAUAUCAAUAAAUCAAUGCAUCAAAUAUUUGAUUACUACAGUAUUAUUUACUAAAAAAAAAAUUGCCAAAAUGAAUGUGUUACUUGGCAUCAUUUGUGAAUAUUUUAAGCACUUGCUAGUGCAAUUGUAAUGAUUUAGGUUACAAACUACCAAUUUAUACUUUAAAAAAAAUAUCAAUACAAAACACUUAGAGAAUUUUGGUAAAGUCAUCACAAUGAAAUUUAUACACAUCAAUCUGAUAAAUAGUUCCAGGCUUUCAAUUGUUUGCUUGGUGUAGUCAAUUCUGUGGCAUUGCUGUGAUUUAUUGUUAAUGUAAGUUAUAGAGAGUGAAAACACUGUGAAGUGUUAUUUAUAGCUGCUAUUGUAGAAUGUAAAUUAAUAGGGCAGAAACACACAUAUAUAUAUAUAUAAAUAAAUAUAUAUAUAUAUAUAUUAUAAUGUGGCUCUUCUGUAAAUAUUAAGUUAAUUUUAAGAAUUUGCACAGUAUAUGUGUAUAUGUAAAUGCAAAGUUAAAUAUUGUUAUCAGCUAAAGUAUCCAGUUUUAUGGAAUAAGCUCUAUUUUUCCCCCCAGUCUUAUGACUCAUUUAUUGUGCUGAUUCCUUUUCAUUUUUUAUUUCUACUUAUUUUUUAAAUGGAAAUCUUUUUAUCACUCUGGAGAAGAAUUUAAAAGUUCAACGGGUAAUUAAUAUUUAAAAAUUUUAGCUACAUGUCUCUACCGUUCCUAUCUUGUAUUUUGGUAGUCAUAUAAAAUAUUUAUUAUGUGAGGACACCACUUUGUCUUUCUGAAAAGAAUAUGAAUGUUUUUUCUUAAAACUAUUGAAAAUAUCUAAUACUCAAUUUACAUUUGUUAUUAUACGACUGUUAUUUAAAGAGGGAAACAAAUAUAUAACCAAAGAUAUGGAAUUGUGCAAUUAAAAGUAUUUUAUUGUACAUUUGAAACAUGUACUCAUUUUUAACUUUUAUUUAUUAAAUGCUGUGAUUUUUUUUAUUUUUUAUUAUAGAUGUGUAUAAUUUUAAUAUUUUGUUCGGUCUUUUUGUUAAUGUAUAAUAUACAAAUAUAUAUUUGUAAUAAUUUAUUUAUUUAAAAGUUGUAGCUAUAAAUGGCUGUGGUGAUGAUUAUAUUCUUGUGACAAGUUUUUCAAACUUUUUUUGAGAAAUAAAAAAUAACUUCUAUGAUGUAUUCGAGUUAAAUCUUUUAUUUUAAAAAAUGAAUCAAGUAAAUUUCUAUUUAAUGUUUUUUCUUAAAUUACUGAUAUAUAAUCAGUAAUAUACUAUAGUUAAUUUCUUUAAAAAAUUUUUAAAUCUUAAUAAAAUAUAUUCACUUUCAAUAAAUUAGUAAAAUUAUAGAAACAUACAAGCAAAAUGUUUUAUUAUUAUGGUAGUUAAUUGUCAAUCUACAGAUUUGUUUCAAAAUAAUCAAAAAAAAAUCAAUAGAUUAAGAUAGAUAUUGCCAAAUGUUGAAUGCAUGAGAAGUAAUGAAAAAAAUUUAUAAAUUAAUGAUAAUUAUAGUAUGAAUUCUAUAUAUAGGAUGUUUCAGAAUGCUUGGCCAAAUGUUGCAGGCUUAUAGAGGGAGAAAAAACUGAAUAAAAAAGUUUAGGGGUCACUUUUUGAUCUGACUGAUUGUGGAAUUCUGGGAUCACCAAAUUACGGCCCACAGGCUGGAUCUAGUAUGCAAGGUCAGUUCAUCUGGCCCACUGUCACACUAUACCACAAAUAAGCUAAAAGGUAAUUAUUUAUAUAGAAAUAUCAUGGAUUGUAGAUAAACUUAUUUUAAUAUUUCCUACAUAAUAAGUGUAAGUAAAAUUGCCAAAAUUGGUCCAAUAUGAUUUUUGCAUCUGACAGUAAUAUAAUUUUCAGGAAAAUCAGUGAAAUAAACAAUUCGGGACUUUUUAUGACUCUGGAUAUCAGAAUACUUUUUGUGUAAGUACUGUACCAGCAAUGAAGUUUCUAAGGAAAGUGAUUACGAGCUUGCUGCAGUGAUCGUGUUUUUAUUGGUAAAUAAAUAUGUUGGUUGUCUAUUUUUUAUGUAUUUGAUGUAUUGAACAAAAUGGUUAUGCAGCCCGCACUCGUCAUUCUCUGUUAUGUGGCCCAUUGUAAAAAAAGUUUGGUUGAGCCCAAAUGUAAUGUAUCAGUAAAUAAAUUUGCUUAUUAAUUAAUCACAAUUUCUUUAUUAAACAGAUAAUUUUUUAUAUUUUUGAUAUGAAAAAGAUUUUUCAAAAAAAUUUAUUAAAUCAAGUUUGUGAACAUCAUAACAAGUGCUCAAAAUGUCCUGAGCAUUAUUGAAAUAUUUUAAAUUUUGU
Centruroides sculpturatus (bark scorpion) is the source of this 3782-nucleotide messenger RNA. Its product is annotated as fasciculation and elongation protein zeta-2-like. The transcript is spliced from 9 exons. Lineage: Eukaryota; Metazoa; Arthropoda; Arachnida; Scorpiones; Buthidae. Gene Ontology annotation, cellular component: axon; cytoplasm. The record is from RefSeq and is a predicted model, not a curated record. The coding region runs from base 291 to 1328 and encodes 345 amino acids.